AUGAUUUGGCAUGACUCAAUUGCUAAUCCAGCUCCAGGAGGAAUGAGUGAUACAGCAGAAGUUGCCUUUGUACAACUUGAGUUUAGUUACCUCAGUGCUAUUUCUGGUGAUCCAAAGUAUAGUAAAGAGGCCAUGAAGGUCUUAGCUCAUAUAAAAACCCUUCAUAAGACAGAAAGGUCUUGUCCAAUUUACAUCAGUUGCUUUCUCGGGCUCUUGUGGUCUGACAUGUUGUUUCUACCUGGUGCAGCCCUCAAUCAGGUGAACUUGUUGGUGAGAAUAUCAGAACCUGUUGGAUGUGAUUGCUUGGAUUUAUAA
Messenger RNA from Arabis nemorensis, 315 nucleotides. The record is from the annotation of a GenBank genome assembly. NCBI's taxonomy places the organism in Eukaryota, Viridiplantae, Streptophyta, Magnoliopsida, Brassicales, Brassicaceae.